AACUGCCUGCUGCCUUUUCAUCUCUUUCUCUUUUCAUAGCAAAGAAGGUGCAAAAAUGGACGAGAGCAACAUGAAGGUGGUACUGAAGAACUACGUGUCUGGUUUUCCGAAGGAAACAGACAUGCACCUGACUGCCGGUACCAUAAAGCUUAGGGUACCGGACCUUUCCAACGGCGUCCUUGUCAAGAAUCUCUACCUCUCCUGCGAUCCCUACAUGAGGACCCGAAUGAUGAAGACAGAAGACCAUUAUGUCGAGUCUUUCACUCCGGGUUCGCCUAUAACGGGAUAUGGUGUGGCCAAAGUUUGGGAUUCAGGACAUCCAGACUUCAGAAAAGGCGACCUGGUUUGGGGAUUGACCGGCUGGGAAGAAUACAGUCUCAUUACAAUACCCGAACGUCUCUUUAAAAUUAGACACACCGAUGUUCCUCUUUCCUACUACACUGGAAUCCUCGGAAUGCCUGGCUUGACUGCAUAUGCUGGUUUUUAUGAGAUUUGCUCUCCUAAGAAAGGAGAGAAGGUAUUCAUUUCAGCAGCUUCCGGUGCAGUUGGUCAGCUUGUUGGGCAGUUUGCAAAGUUGUUUGGCUGCUAUGUUGUUGGAAGUGCUGGGAGCAAACAAAAGGUUGACUUGCUAAAGAAGAAAUUUGGGUUUGAUGAUGCUUUCAACUAUAAAGAAGAGCCAGACUUCAGUAAAGCUUUGAGGAGUGACGCAUUUGCCGAGGCAAACAAGACCGUAUCGAGUGAGUGAAUGCGCAAACGGAGGAAUCGUGGUGUGACGCAUUCGCUGACACAAACAAGACCGCACUGAAUUUCCCCAAAAAGAGGAAGCCAGUGGCUUCUCUCUCUCCCUGGUUUGCACACUCUCUUCUCCAUCCUUUCUUUCUCCUUUAUAUACACCUGGUGUCGAGCCCCUCCUCCUCAGAAUUACUACACUGCCAAUUCCCAUCAAUAAAUUCAAAGCAAAAAUGAGUACCAUUGAAGAAUUGUUGUUGCCCGUGACUGAUGACUUGUGUAAGAGGGGAUUUCUAUGGAGUGUUGUAUGCUUGAGAACUACGUUGGGAAACAGCCAGUUGUGGUUGCCUGUGAAUGAUGACUGUGUAAAAGGGGAUUUCUAUAAAGUGUGCUUUGCUUGAGAACUUUGUGCUUUGAGUUAAAUUGAAUAAUAGAACUUCAGAACA
This is a messenger RNA of Rubroshorea leprosula, 1175 nucleotides long. NCBI's taxonomy places the organism in Eukaryota, Viridiplantae, Streptophyta, Magnoliopsida, Malvales, Dipterocarpaceae. The record is from the annotation of a GenBank genome assembly.